AUGGCUUCCAUUCAGAAGCUCUUUGGUGUGACAAUUCUUCUGGCACUGACCAUUGCUUCACCAUCCAAUAGUGCCACAUUAAGUGCAGGAUCAAAGUACUCCACUUUGGGUACAAGGCUGAAGCUAGAUGGUGAAUCAACAGAGUGCUGGGACUCAUUGUUUGAGCUGCAAGCAUGCACUGGUGAGGUCAUAACGUUCUUCCUGAAUGGUGAGGCAUAUUUGGGUCCAAGUUGCUGCCAAGCCAUAAGGGUUGUGGGCCAUGAAUGUUGGCCUGAUAUGCUUCUCUCUCUUGGCUUCACCUCUCAAGAGGAUGAUAUUCUGAAGGGUUUUUGUGAUCAUCAACAACAACACCAACAUUCCCCUCCAUCACCUACUGUAAUUCAAGACCAUGCAACUAAACUGCUUCCUUAA
Molecule: messenger RNA, 411 nt
Organism: Abrus precatorius (Indian licorice)
Lineage: Eukaryota; Viridiplantae; Streptophyta; Magnoliopsida; Fabales; Fabaceae
Product: egg cell-secreted protein 1.1
Exons: 1
Coding region: 1-411 (136 amino acids)
Biological process (GO): double fertilization forming a zygote and endosperm
Source: RefSeq, a predicted model, not a curated record